Magnolia sinica is the source of this 1012-nucleotide messenger RNA. RefSeq lists its product as uncharacterized. The record is from RefSeq and is a predicted model, not a curated record. The transcript is spliced from 5 exons. The coding region runs from base 16 to 870 and encodes 284 amino acids. Lineage: Eukaryota; Viridiplantae; Streptophyta; Magnoliopsida; Magnoliales; Magnoliaceae.
CCAUCACGUAGAAAAAUGGCCCACUCUCAUGCCCUUUCGGCACGUGUGCCACGUGCAAAGUUGCGUGGGUGGGGAGGGCACGUCUUCCUUUCUUUCACAGACAUCUAUCGCAUCUCCCCCUCUUUUCCAUUUUUUGAUGAAAAAAACGACUUUACCGAAACCGCAAUCCAAGUCCACAGAUACGUUAUCUCUAUCGGCAUUUGGGCAUCCAAACGCGACCCAAAUCACGAACUCAUGGCCUGUCGAACCUUCUUCCGCUCCUCCUCCCUCUUCAUACCCGAGCCAUGGCUGCGCCCGUUUCCUCCCAAUCUCCCCACCUCCGUUUCUCCUCCCUCCUCUCUCAGAUUCCGCUCCCGUCUUCCGCCACCCAGGCUCAAAGCCAGGGUUAGGGUUUUCCACAGAGCUCAUUUCAAGUGCUGCUUCUCCCAUGGAGGUGAAAACCCUUCUUCAUCCUCCUCGCCCCAGGACGAUCAAGGCCCACCUCAGGAGGCUGUCCUCAAAGCCAUAUCCGAGGUGUCAAAGACUGAAGGAAGGGUUGCUCAAACCAGAAAUGUUGUUAUUGGCGGCACAGUAACAGACGAUUCAACCAACGAAUGGCUCGCCCUUGAUCAGAAGGUGAACUCAUAUCCGACAGUUAGAGGGUUUACUGCAAUAGGAACAGGAGGUGAUGAUUUCGUGCAAGCUAUGGUCGUCGCUGUUGAAUCAGUGCUUCAACAGCCAAUACCAGAGGGUCAUGUAACCCAGAAGUUAUCUUCGAGGGGCAAAUACGUGUCUGUGAACAUUGGACCUGUUCGGGUUGUCUCAAGCGAACAGGUGCAAGCUGUAUACAAUGCGAUGAGGAGAGAUGACAGGAUGAAAUAUUUUUUGUAGAGUUCCAUCUGUAUAUCUAUUGUGCAGUUUCUUUUUUCUAGUUGUAGCUUUGGUUAACUCAUGGUAUCACACAGGCUGAAAGCCUAGGUAGAUGGUCCUUUGGAUCAUAUGGUCCAUGCUUACUUUCAUAGCUUGAUGAUCA